AUGGCUGAACCGCCAAAGGAACAGGAGAUUCCCGUUCAUCCUUCAUUCGAGGCGUCUCAAGGUCGUACUGCAGGUGACGAUGUCACCGUUCCGCCCGCCAUCCCAAGCCUGGAAGGAGUCUGCCCCAGAAUGACGGCACAGAUUUUGUCAAAUGCCAUCAGCAGCAUGAACCUCAGAGGAGACGAACCCAGAGCCAAAACGCCGUUGGACUACGCGGUCAUCCUUGACACCCAAAACAAGAUGAUUCGCUCGCGUACCGCUGCACAGGCCGAGAAGGACAUUAUCCAAGACGAGCGGAAGAGAAUCUCGGGCCAGCAAGAGGGCACGUCGACCGCAGGGAUGACUGCGGCGCUCAGCGACAUGGAGCGAGGCUUUGACUGCUAG
This is a messenger RNA of Colletotrichum orchidophilum, 384 nucleotides long. RefSeq lists its product as uncharacterized. The record is from RefSeq and is a predicted model, not a curated record. The transcript has 2 exons. Lineage: Eukaryota; Fungi; Ascomycota; Sordariomycetes; Glomerellales; Glomerellaceae. Bases 1 to 384 code for a protein of 127 amino acids.